This is a messenger RNA of Neocloeon triangulifer, 1832 nucleotides long. Its product is annotated as 15-hydroxyprostaglandin dehydrogenase [NAD(+)]-like. The coding region runs from base 143 to 907 and encodes 254 amino acids. Lineage: Eukaryota; Metazoa; Arthropoda; Insecta; Ephemeroptera; Baetidae. The transcript is spliced from 6 exons. Gene Ontology annotation, cellular component: cytoplasm. Gene Ontology annotation, molecular function: oxidoreductase activity, acting on the CH-OH group of donors, NAD or NADP as acceptor. The record is from RefSeq and is a predicted model, not a curated record.
AGCACCAACACUCAACUCAGACCGCACCCCUCUCCGUUAGGCUCUGCAGCUCGGCACUGCAACUUUCGUGUCUUGUUGGUCCGUCGAUGGCCGUCCGGUGCUGUUAGGCGCCCGAAUCUUUCCUGGACCACAGCGACGAGUGAUGGAUCUGCGAGGCAAGGUGGCCCUGAUCACGGGAGGCGCCGCCGGAAUCGGCAAGGCGUGCGUCGAGGAGCUCCUCAAACUUGGCUGCAAGGUUUCAAUUUGCGACGUUAACUCAUCAAACGGAGACACUUUGGCCCAAGAACUAGGACAGAAAUUCAACAAAUCAGUAAUUUUCUGUCCAUGUGAUGUCACAGAUUACCCUCAGUCGGAAGAGGCGUUUCAAGAGACAACCUCUGCUUUGGGCCCAAUUGACAUUGUUGUCAACAAUGCUGGAAUUAUGAAUGACCGCUUUUGGGAGCUCGAGGUUGACACAAAUUUGAACGGGGUGAUUCGCGGCACACUACUAGGGAUGCGGUUCAUGGGCAAGGACCGUGGCGGCAAGGGCGGCACCAUCGUCAACGUCGGUUCCAACACGUCGAUGCGGCCGUACGUGUCAGCGCCCAUCUACUCGGCCACCAAGCAUGCAGUGCUUGGAUUCACGCGCUCAUUUGGGGACCCGUUCCACGUGGAGCAGACAGGGGUGCGAGUUGUGGCCCUUUGUCCAGGCGCCACCAGCACUGGCAUCAUCAGCGACAUCAGGAAGCAGCUUCUACACGCGAGUUUUGAACCCGCCUGGCAGAGAGACACCGCCAACUCCAUUUACCAAAAGCCAGAUCACGUGGCGCGGGCGUUGGUGACGGUUUUGCAGAGAGCAGUGAGCGGCUCUGUGUGGAUGGUCGAAGGGGGACAACCGCCCUACGAGAUCAACUUUGCCAACCCUUAAAUUUGCUCUAUGACAACAGAAGGAAAACGGAAAUUUGAUAUCGUCCUGCUCGAAGCAGACGCUGUUUUGUAGAACGAACGCGUUUCCAAUUUUGUAUUUGCAGAAAAGUCCAAAAAAUCAACAGAGGGACUUUUUUGGACAACGACGAGACCAAGUAUUUUUUCCUAAGUGAGGAGCUUUUGAAUGAAAUAGCCCCUCGAUAAUCUCAACUAAAAGGUGGUGGUAAUUUGUGAAAUUUAAUUUAAUUCCUUAAUAUCAUUCGAUUUAAUUGAAAUUUUAAGCGAUAAAUUUCUUUUCAAAAAAUUUGCUCCUUUUAAAAUGGAUUUUUUUUUAACCUGGGAAAUUCUAUCCAAGGCACCAGAACUAAUUGAAUUUGUGAUCGAGAAAGAAAAUAUUUGAUUUUUAGCUGAAAAAGUAGCAAUUGAUUAAUAAUUUUUUGAUUAAGUUUUGCAAACUUGCAAAUUUACCAUUGUUAAUUGUGCUUCUUAUCUGAAGUUGCAAACUUUUUGUCUACCAGAGAGUUCCACCAAAUUACUGACUACCUUAUGUCUUUAGCAUCAAUAUAAAGGAACAGAAAGCAUAAAUAUCACAAAGUAGAUUUCACUAGGAAUACAACUCAAAACGUAUAUCAACCAAUAAUAAAAAAUACACAAUAGGUAAGAAAACAACACGUGCCCAACACACUAACUUCAAUCAUGCUUCUGCUAAAAAGGUGAUAAUUGUUUUCAGUUUGUAAUUUGUUUGAAAGCUAGCAAGUUUAGGAAAAUUGACUUUUUGAUAGGUUGUACUAACUUUAAGCACCAUUACACUAAUGUGAGAUAUUGAUUAAUGUUAAGCUAAAGGCUAUGUCUACGAAUUUGUUGUCUACCAUAAAACUUCCUUCUCAAUACAAGAAUUAUCAGUAAAAAUGAUUAAAAAGCCAAAA